Messenger RNA from Lichtheimia ornata, 576 nucleotides. RefSeq lists its product as uncharacterized. The transcript has 5 exons. Gene Ontology annotation, cellular component: endosome; retromer complex. Bases 1 to 576 code for a protein of 191 amino acids. NCBI's taxonomy places the organism in Eukaryota, Fungi, Mucoromycota, Mucoromycetes, Mucorales, Lichtheimiaceae. The record is from RefSeq and is a predicted model, not a curated record. Gene Ontology annotation, biological process: intracellular protein transport; retrograde transport, endosome to Golgi.
AUGGUGUUAGUACUCGUUAUUGGCGACUUGCAUAUCCCCCAUCGCGUCCAUGACUUGCCUGCCAAGUUCAAGAAGCUUUUGGUGCCUGGCAAAAUCCAGCAAAUCAUUUGUACCGGCAAUAUCUGCGACAAGGAGACAUUGGACUACUUGCGUACCAUUGCAGGCGACAUUAUCGUUGUCAAGGGCGACUUUGAUGAGAGUUCAAGCUUCCCGCAAUCCAAGGUGGUGACCCAUGGUGCUAUCCGUGUAGGUGUAUUACAUGGUCAUCAAGUCGUUCCCUGGGGUGAUGCCGAUGCGCUUGAUAUUACUGCCAGACAAAUGCAAGUCGACAUUCUGCUCACUGGACACACACAUCGCUUCGAAGCAUUUGAAAACAACAAUCGAUUCUUCAUCAAUCCUGGUAGUGCCACAGGUGCUUAUUCAUCCAUUCCCGAAAACAUUGAACCGAUACCCUCCUUUGUGCUCAUGGAUAUCCAAGGCAGUGUGGUGAUCACUUAUGUCUACAAGCUGAUUGAUAAUGAAGUCAAGGUCGAGAAGCUAGAGUAUCGGAAAAGUGAAUCGGGCAAGGUCUUGUAA